Messenger RNA from Lachancea meyersii CBS 8951, 2094 nucleotides. Lineage: Eukaryota; Fungi; Ascomycota; Saccharomycetes; Saccharomycetales; Saccharomycetaceae. The record is from the annotation of a GenBank genome assembly.
AUGUUAGCAGAGCGCCAGUCGCGCUCUUCUAACGUGAAAAUGAAUGAAGAGAGAGAAGGAAUAGGACGGUUUAGUCCCGCACCGCAUGAGCUGUCGUCGAAAACUUUCAAACGAACACCGACGGGCCUGGUGUUCACAGAAGAUCUAAAGAGAGUGUUCUCGAUUCUACUCAUAUGUUUGGACCUUAAAGAGCGGCCCAACGUGCCACAUAAGAAUCCGCUGUUUCCACCUUUUCACAAGUCAUAUCCUUUCUCAUUUGGGCUGAAGGAGGCAAUAUCUAAAAUGAGAGACUUGAUGCUUCAGGUGGACAUGACUACGACAAAAGUCUCGGUGUCAUACUCUAUUCAGCCGGAGUUAGCAAGAAGAAUGCUCAAAACGUUUAUGGAUGCCAAGCUUUUGCAUGUUCCAGCAGAUAGAACGCGUGCGGCGCUCAAAGAUGGUGUCGCUAUACAACCCACACCGAAGGGGGUGGCAGUCUUACAGCGUUACGUACGCCAUACAGGACUCAAAGACAUACCGUCUAUUUUAAAAUCGGAUCUCAACACGAUGGAGCUUUUCACCUUCGAACGAAGCUCGAUGACCGACGCAAUAAUACACAGUGACUACUUUGUUUCCCUAUUAUUUGCGAAAGUUAUGGGUCUCACGAAAAAUGUCUGGUCGCCAGAUAACUCUCCCGAUCAAGUUCCCACCCUGGCCAAUCUCUUGAAAUGCGCUGAUGACACUUUCAAUUUUGAAAAUGUCGAUUUUGCUUGGGGAGCCUGGGAUGGGAGCGGAAACGGACCCACUCCAACGCUCUCUCAUCCUGAUGCUUACUCGAUACCCAAAUCUCAAGACCAAAAUCGAAUCUCUCCUCUGACCCAUCGAUUUUUCACGAAUCCAGAUUCCACAUCUCACGCGCAGUACUAUACCUCCAGCAGUGGCCUAAGACUUUUUAAAGCAAAUAAUUUCGCAGACAGCCGAGUCUCGUACGACUGUGUUUUCUCCACUAAAGCUGUGUGGCAAUGGCUCAUGGACUGUACGGAUAUCAUGUAUCCCAAAGAAGCUGUGACAAUCUCGUCACUUUUUCUGAGAAACGGUCUUAUGAAACCCAUCACAUUAUCUCCAUCAGGCAGCUACCAGCAUAAGUUUUCAAUAGGCACCAACUGUUUCUUUACCUUGACGCAGCUUGGCUGGGAGAGUGUGCAAUGGAGCAGUGGGGGCAUUAUCAAGAACGAAGUUGUUGGUGCGGAUAUCAGGAACGUAAACAGCCCUCGCAGACUACAGGAUGAAGAAACCAAGCAAAAUUUGACAGACUCUGGAUCUGAUUCUGGUAGCGAUCACAAACCUGGCUAUUUUACCGAUUUAACUCACGUCUUGCGGGACCCUGGUAUGAGAUAUCUAUUCAGAAGGCAUCUUGAAAAGGAAUUCUGCGCUGAAAAUCUAGACGUAUACAUUGAAAUCAAAAAGUUCCUCAAACGUAUGACAGUUUUGAAAAACCUUUUGGAUACUAAGACCUCCAAAGAGCCAGACAACAUUGAGGUGAUGACAGCUAAACAUUUCAGUGACCUUGUGGUUAAUACCAUAAACCAUGCCCUUUUUAGGCAAGCCAACGAGUGCUUAGAAACCGCGUAUCAAAUAUACUCUUCCUUUAUCACUCCCGGUGCUCCAUACCAACUUAACAUUGAUCAUUCUCUAAGAGAAUCUAUAACGGAGGUUAUCCUACACCCUCAACCCUGCAUGUUCAUAUCGUGUCCUGACGAAAAUACCAUCACGGCAGAUUGCCUAAAUUGCGUUGAUCCUGGCGCAGAUAUGGUGAUCUCAAAUGAACAAAAUUCGCCUGCUGUGCGCCAGUCAGCGGACCAAACAAAUCAACUCAAGCAUAAUAACUCAGAAAUGGUUCGCAGAAGCCUAAUUUCGACAGUAAAUUCAGACGAAAUAGAGGGAGAGAGUUUUUCAAGCAUUUUGAAGACUUUGAGGCUUAUUUACCCCCUCUUCGAGAGGGUGGCUAGCUCGAUGUUUCAACUUAUGAAGAUUGACUCGCUUCCGAAGUUCAUCAACUCGGAACUCUACCAGGAGGCUGCGGUCAUGUUAAACUUUGAGGCGAAAAAUGAAUAG